This is a messenger RNA of Periconia digitata, 1104 nucleotides long. The record is from the annotation of a GenBank genome assembly. NCBI's taxonomy places the organism in Eukaryota, Fungi, Ascomycota, Dothideomycetes, Pleosporales, Periconiaceae.
CGUACUAUAAAGAUCACACACGACACAACUUCAGGAACACGUCGGCACACAAAGAAAACUUCAACAGAGAUGCUGCAGAUUGAAUGCAAAGGUACACCCUACGAGAUAGGUAACCAACAGGGUUUAGCCCUCUCCCCUCAAAUAAGCUCGACAAUAUCCUUCUACGCCUCCCUUUUCUUCAAAAACUGCAACCUUACCUGGCCCCAAGUGCGUCUGCGCGCGCGGGCAUUCGAGGAAACCGCAAAGGAGAAAUGGCAAGCCUAUCACGACGAGAUGCGCGGGAUUGCAGACGGUGCCGGCAAGGAUCUGUUGGAUAUCGUGGCGAUCAACGUGCGGACAGAGAUCAAUUUUGGCAUGUGGGGGGAUGGGUGUACGGCGCUCGGGUGGCGGACCGCGGGAAGAGGAGAAAAAGUGUGGUUGGCGCAGAACUGGGAUUGGAUGAAGGAGCAGAAAACGAAUCUGGUCAUUGUUCGAAUCACUCAGCCUGGCCACCCGACUAUUAUCCAAGUAACUGAAGCUGGCAUUAUUGGGAAAAUCGGGUUCAACUCUUCAGGCGUCGGGACCCUACUCAAUGCCAUCAGAGUCCCAGGAGUCGACCCCACGCGCUUGCCCGUGCACUUUGGUUUGCGUAUGGCUCUUGAGAGCACCAGUGUAGACGAAGCUGUGAAGAGGCUGGAAGAAAAUGGCAUGGCAGCUUCGUCGCACAUUCUUCUGGCAGACCCCAUCAACGUGCUAGGCUUGGAAUUUACAAAAAGCACAUUCGCGCACUGCCGCUCAGAUGAUAGAGGAAUAGUAACUCAUACAAACCAUCUGCUGGAAUCGCACCCCAACGAAAGAGAUACCGUGUGGCUCAAAGACUCUCUAGUUCGUCUCCAAACCAUGCGACGGAGCAUGGACAAAUUGACCGAUACACCCGAAUGGACUGACAUCAGCUCGCUGUUCGAAAACGAGGAAAACUUGCCCAGCGCGAUAUGCCGUUUAGAGACCUUGGAGAGUGGAAGUGAGACGUUAUUCAACAUAGUCAUGGACUUGAAGGCAAGACGAGGGAUUGUGAGAGUAGGACGGCCUACGCAAUCGGAUGAGACCAUCGCAUUGGAAUUAUGA